Molecule: messenger RNA, 210 nt
Organism: Auanema sp. JU1783
Lineage: Eukaryota; Metazoa; Nematoda; Chromadorea; Rhabditida; Rhabditidae
Source: the annotation of a GenBank genome assembly
AUGACUGAAAAAAUAGAAGAAAAGCCUAUGGUUCGAACUGUCAAGCCUAUCAAUCCACAAAUGGAAAUGCCAAUUUUACAAGAUCCUCGACGAGAUGUAGCUAUUUCAAGUCUUGAAGAAAGAAUGGCAGCUUUAGAAGAAACUCAACGUCUACUUGAACAGUUUUCACUGUUUUUGAAAUCAUUGCGAGUUCGAAAUGAAUUCAAAUAA